CCCGGCGUAGGUGCUGCUCACAAAAACACCGCGUCUUUGCAGGGGUCUUGUGGACUCGCUCCAGAGAGCGAGAGCGGCCGUCUGCGCCGCUGCGGGCACGCCGGCGGGGGGGAUCCAUGCGCUUCGCUGUGCCCACGUUGCUUUGCAGUGGGAGCAUCGCAGGGGCUCGGCGCGAUGGUCUGGGCGAGCUCCCGCCCGGCGGCAGCUGAGCCGCGGAAGGGGCUCCUUGUGCCCUGGAGCUCCCCGUGCAGUUCCCUAGCGGAAAUAGGCUGAAGCUAGUUUUGUGCUUCUCGUGUAAAGAUGAAAGAAAGCACAGGAGAAACAGCUUCUGAGAGGCUUAAAAGUAUCAUCAGGCUUGCUUUCCCUCCGGAGAAGGGCACAGGGCCAGCAUCUUGCUCUUUAGGGAUCUCUCUCUUAAUAAGUAAACAGGAUAUUGCAUUAGGAGUGACUGAGUCUGCUAAGACCCAGCAGAACAGCUCUGCAGACCACGAGUGUCCGUCCUUCGGCCCGGUGUGUGCUGGGCUCCGCUGUCUCCUGCCCCGUCGCCCCCGUGGCCGCCUCUAGCUGCUGGUCGAGGUGGCGCAGGCGCUUCCUGCAGCGUGCUCGAGCCCAGCUGGGGGGGGACGAGUCCUUCCGUCCAGCGGCUCCGUCCGUCACUGAAGAGCUUCGCGCCAGCCUGGCUCAUCCUUUCGGCCACGAGCCUGGUCCCCCAGGGCUCAGCGGCGUUGGAGCGACCGUCUCGGCUCUGCGACGGCCUGGGGUGGCUCUGCUGCAGGUCCCUCCCGCUCGGGGCUAGGAGAGCAGCUUCGGUGGGAUAAGACGGCUUCUGACCCACGUGGCUUAGAAGAAUUGUUGCUUUCUUAGCAGUAGUGAAACCUCUGAGCUCAUUGCCACAAGGAAGAGAAAGGACGGCCCUGAGCAAUGUCGAACGACCCUCCGCCACCCUACCCCGGGGGCCCCUCGGCACCGCUCAUCGAAGAGAAGCAUGGCCCGCCUCCCACGACAGACGGCGUCUCCCCUGCUGCGGGCCAGCCCCAGGCAGCCCCCGUCCCCCCGCCUGAGUUUGGGCCCCCUCCCUACGAGCCGCCCUCGCAGCCGGGCUUCGUGCCCCCCCACAUGCCCACAGACGGCUCCGGGCCCUACGUGCCGCCCGCUGGUUAUUACCCCCCGCCGGGGCCUUACCCCCCCAUGGGCUACCACCCUGCCCCAGGCCACUACCCUUCUCCUGGCGGCCACACAGCAACCGUGCUUGUCCCGUCGGGGACUACCACCACGGUGACCGUGCUGCAGGGGGAGAUAUUCCAGGGCGCCCCAGUGCAGACGGUGUGUCCCCACUGCCAGCAAGCCAUCACCACCAAGAUCACCUACGAAAUCGGGUUCAUGAGCUUCCUUCUCGGCUUCCUCUGCUGCUUCGUCGGGUGUGAUCUCUGCUGCUGCCUGAUUCCUUGCCUGUUUGAUGACUUCAAGGACGUGACACACACGUGUCCCAACUGCAAGGCCUAUAUCUACACGUACAAGCGCAUGUGCUAACAGCACCCCAGGAGCCUGAGCCACCGGAAUGAUACCAGCUCCUCUCCUGCUGCCAUCCUAGUCUAUGCGUGCGCAACACUCCUUCGCUUAAACCGCUGGUGGUGCGUAUGUGUGUGCCCCCCGCCCCGAUUCCCUAUCGCUCAGCGCUGUGACCACCUACCCUGGGCUCCGGUCGUUGCUGUGAACGAUUCGAGUGGGGACACUGGUCCGGGUGCACAGCGGCCGCGGGCUGAGCUCCCGCUGCCCUGCAGCGCAGAAGCAAGGCCCCACGCCUGUGCCCACUCCAGGGCAGCAGUGAGGCCCCGCUCGCCUGGCGCACGCUGGCAGAGGCUGCUGAUGCUCCCCUGCACCCCCCCCCAAUCCAACCACUUCUCCACAUACCUGCAGUGGGUUGUCAGACUGUGAGGAUGAGGAGGCAGCUGCUCAGGCAUGGAACCACUGCAGGCAGGCCUGCUGCGCCCAGGCAGGUGCCCAGCCCCGAGUCACCUGCUGCUCAGCGCCAGGAAAGGGGGAGGCCAGAGCUGGCCAUGGGGUGCGUUAGGACACUGACACCAUCACCUCAGCUGUGCCCCAAUUUGGAGGGGGCCUGGUGGAGGUGCAGUAGGACAUACCUCCUCCAGGGAGGCAGAAGGCUUAGGGCCAUGCACACCAGGCUCCAGCGUGGGUCCCCUGCUGCUGGCUCACGGCAGGCUCUGGCCAGGUCAGUGCAGAGCUGCUUCCCAAAGAGAGGCACAGAGCCACCUUCAAGGGGCAGGGUGCAACCACAGCGCUGCACCGUUAAUCUGUUUUAAUCCAGCAUAGCGAUCCUGCCAGCGCAGCCACCAGCCUCACACCUGGUGGCCACUGCUGCUCAAGCCACAUGCGCCUCCUCCCAGCCUCUGCAGCUGCUGUGGCUGUUUGGAGGAGUGAAACCCCCAGCUGUUCCUCAUCCACCCUACAAACCAUUAGCAAAAAAUGAAUCCAGUAUGUUGCCACAUACACACAGCACCAUAGAAUAGAGGAGUUUGUUACCAGACUGCAGCUGGCUCAUACUCUAAACCAGCUCUGGGGCAGAUCUCUGCCCACCCACCCCAGAGCCCUCUCCCUCCCUCCCCCCAAGCCCAGCAGGGGCUGUGGGCACACACCCAGCAGCACCCAUCCUGCAGUUACCAUGGAUGCACCUGAUGGAGGCCCUUGUUGCAUGUGAGUGUAGGGGGUUACUUUUAAUUGCACCUCACACCAGGCAAAAGGAGCAGGGCAAGCACGCAGUGAAACAUGCUGCCAGCAGCACAGUGCUGGAUGAGGGCAGGAGGGCCCAGGAGCCAUUUUUCAUCAUCUGUGCAGCAGCUCCUCCUCUGCCUUCCUCCAGCACCCUGCUCCUGCAGCCAGGGCAGCUGGAGCAAGCAGGCCCCCUCCCAGCAAAGCAGAGUUGGGGAAGAAGCUCUGCAUAAGCAGGUUUGCAAAUGGUCUGGCCUGCACAGGCAGCUGCUGUUUGCUUGGAAAUAAAACUGUGGCACUCAUCCCACUGUAUGUAAAUAAAUAACAGACCCUGA
Molecule: messenger RNA, 3062 nt
Organism: Rhea pennata
Lineage: Eukaryota; Metazoa; Chordata; Aves; Rheiformes; Rheidae
Gene: CDIP1
Product: cell death inducing p53 target 1
Exons: 6
Coding region: 922-1530 (202 amino acids)
Biological process (GO): intrinsic apoptotic signaling pathway in response to DNA damage by p53 class mediator
Cellular component (GO): nucleus; cytoplasmic side of lysosomal membrane; cytoplasmic side of late endosome membrane
Molecular function (GO): zinc ion binding
Source: RefSeq, a predicted model, not a curated record